This is a messenger RNA of Adineta steineri, 2364 nucleotides long. Lineage: Eukaryota; Metazoa; Rotifera; Eurotatoria; Adinetida; Adinetidae. The record is from the annotation of a GenBank genome assembly.
AUGACAUUAACGGAUGAUCUUACAUUGGCACAACUUAUUUUAAGUCGCUAUGUCUUAAUCAUAUGUAGCAUAUUGGGUAUUAUUGGUUGUUUUCUUAAUUUUAUUAUAUUUUCAACAUCGGUUUUUAAUUUAUUAGUAAUUCUAAUUGGUAUUACACCGGUCAUCGCAGGUUCCUAUUUAGCAAAGGAUCCAGCCUCAUAUUUAUCAGCAUAUUGUAAAGCCAGAGCAUAUACAACCCAUGCCUUUUUGAUGAUGUCACGUUUCAGUGUUGCGUUAGGUUGCGUAGAUCGAUUUGCUCUAUGUUCACGUCAUGCUUAUAUUCGUCGUCUGAAUCAUCGUGGUAUAGCUAUUAUACUGGUGAUUAUAACAAUUAUUCUGUGGUUACUUAUACCAAUACAUGUCAUGGUUUAUACCAAUGUUCAAUCAAGUGGUAAAUGUGGAACCAGCGGUUCUUAUCAGAUCUUUUAUAGUUUUUAUGCAAUUAUUGUUACUUCUAUUCCAUUAUCAAUAAUGAUUAUAUUUUCGUUUUGGGCUAUUCGAAAUAUUCGACAGAGUCGUGCUCGUGUUGCUGCAACCGAUGAGCAUGUUAAUGGAAAUGAAAAUUCACGAAGGAAAAUGAAAAAAGAAGAUAUUCAAUUGAUGAUUAUAGUAAUAAGUGAAGCAAUUGUUUAUCUUCUAUCAACAAUAUGGUAUCCAAUAUAUACUGCUUAUACAACUAUUACAGCAAAUGUCUCAAAGACCUCAGAUCGUGUAGCUAUCGAAAAUUUUAUUCGUUAUUUAGUACUUAGUUUUUUGAUUUUUCUGAAUUCAUGUUCAAUAUUUUAUGUUCAUCUCUUAGCGUCGAAAACACUUCGUCAAGAAUGUAAACAAUUAUUGCUAUAUUUAUUUAAACACAAUCAAAUUAACGUCGAAUUACAAACCAACUCAUCAGCAAGGCCAGGUCACAGACAACGAGCGCCGGCUUUAUAUAUUCAUCCACCAACAAAUAUUUUUUCGAACAAUUCGAUCUACAUUCGUAUUUAUAAUUUUAGAAUUACAGUAACUGAAAUUUAUCCGAAAAUGUCAUCAAACAAAGAUAAAAAUAGUUCAACAAAUUCAUCAAAGGAACAAAACAAUAGAUUUGGAAAACAAAUUUCUCAAACAUUGACUACCAACCAACAAGAACAUUCAGCAACAGAAGGUCCAGGCGUUUUGAAUUAUUGGAAUAAGAAUAAAAAUGAACUAGAAAAAAGAUACGGUUCACUACAAUUAGCUAGAUUAAAUCCAAAAAAACGCAUGCCUCGUUAUUAUUCUGUUAAUCAACAUCAAACAUUAUUAGUUAUACUUCAAGGUGAUAUUGUACAAACAAAAGUCGAUGCUAUCGUUAACGCUGCGAAUGAAGGUAUGACUGGUGGUGCUGGAGUUGAUGGAAUAAUUCAUAGAGCUGCUGGACGCGACCUUUAUAAUGCUUGCAAAGCUCAUAAACAAGUUGAAAGGGGUGUUCGUUUACCAACUGGACAUUCACGUAUUCUACUAAGUUAUAACAUGUCAGCGACGACAUAUUAUAUUAUUAAUACAGCUGGUCCUGUAUAUGACAAAUAUCAAGCAGAAGCAUGUGCCGAGGAAUUGUCUUCGUGUUACAAAACGGCACUUCAGUUAGCUAGUUUGUACGAUCUUGAAUCAAUAGGUUUUACUGCUAUUAGUUGUGGUAUCUUUGGUUAUCCAGCAAAUGAUGGUGCUGAAGUUGCCCUUCGAUCAGUCUAUACAAACGCUGGUUCAAUGCCAGUGGUUGUGUUUGUCCUAUGGGAUGAUCAUAUAUAUGACGCUUGGAUUAAAAAAGCUGAAGAAUUGGAAUUCACACCUUUCGAUCCAGAAUCGGCUGCAAUUAAAAAUUGCACUGAACCCUCGACUAAUAAUGAAGAGAAAUCGCAAACCAGUGAACAAUCAAAUCAAGAGAAUGACAAACAAGAAUCACAAACAACAUUCAACCCACAUCUUAAAGAUGAUUCAACUUCGAAUGAAACAGAAAACAAACCUGAAGAGUCAAAUCAAAAUCUAGUCACAAGUGUACCACCCGUGUCAGAUGAACCAUCUGAUAGUCAAAGAACAGAAAUUUUAGAAUCCGAUGACAAUCCUAUGGAUGUCGAUCAAAAUUUACCCACUCAAACAACUGUGCGAAUGGAUAGUGUUGAUACAAGACAACACAACAAUUUAACAACAACUAAUGUGUCUGAACAACAAUCAAGUCACGAUGAAACUACAAAAUCUGAUAAUGAAAAUGUAACAAUUGAUGAUAAAUCUCAUAAAUCAAUAGUUCAGAAAGAAACAGAGAAGACUGAUGCUCAAAGUGCAAAGACUGAGACAACACACGAUGAACAUCAUUAA